Messenger RNA from Lactuca virosa, 459 nucleotides. The record is from the annotation of a GenBank genome assembly. NCBI's taxonomy places the organism in Eukaryota, Viridiplantae, Streptophyta, Magnoliopsida, Asterales, Asteraceae.
AUGAUGAAUCAUUCAAAGUUCAUAAAGAUAGCCAUGCUUCUUGCUUUAGUGUUCAUGAUACAAGCAACUAAAGAAGAAUCAUUGAUCAUUGAUGAUGAAAAUCUAGAUACUGAAAACAUGGAAACCCCAACAUCAGAACCAGAUCAACAAGUCUUUCUAAGGACUAGUCGUUUUCUUGCCCAGAAACCACAAGCCACCAAAAUAACAUGUGACAAAAACCCUAGACUUUGUAGGGCAAAAGGAAGUCCAGGACCUGAUUGUUGCAAGAAGAAAUGUGUUAAUGUGAUGAGUGACAAUAUGAAUUGUGGGUUAUGUGGGAAGAAAUGUAAGUAUUCAGAAAUUUGUUGCAAAGGGAAGUGUGUCAACCCAAGAUCGGAUAAGAAGCAUUGUGGGAGUUGUGGUAACAAGUGCACGAAAGGGAAUGUAUGCAUGCAUGGGAUGUGUAGCUAUGCCACUUAA